GAUGGCGGCGGCAUUAAAUCUGAAAAUUUUCAUUGGCUUUUGUUAGUGUUCACGCGUCGGAAGGUUGCAUUUGGUUAGAGCCUGAAAAGGCUGGAAUUCAGAAAAACGCAGACUGGUUUUUAAACUGCAGGUAGAGAUUAAAUAUAGAGCAGAAGUGCUGCUGCAGGUAAGGUGAAAAUUGGAAUCCGAGUUGUCUGAGAAAUUUUGCAGUAAGUUUGUAUCCGACCACACAUUCUGGAUCCAGUUUUUUUUCUUGCAAAUAACGUGACGAAAACCACCUUUUUUUGCAUCAAAAGCAGAUAAUACUACAGUCGACAACAAAUAUACCAAAAUGAGCUGGCAAGAUUAUGUGGAUAACCAGCUUCUGGCCUCUCACUGUGUAACAAAAGCUUGCAUUGCUGGACAUGAUGGUAACAUCUGGGCCCAAUCCAAGGGAUUUGAGGUUACAAAAGAAGAGUUGGCGAAAUUAAUCGCUGGAUUCGAUCAGCAAGACCUGCUUACUAGCAAUGGUGUCACAUUAGCGGGCCAAAGGUACAUCUACCUUUCUGGUACAGAUCGCGUCGUCCGUGCAAAACUAGGACGCAGCGGAGUGCAUUGCAUGAAAACUACACAAGCCGUGAUCGUUUCCAUCUAUGAGGAUCCAGUUCAGCCUCAACAAGCCGCAUCUGUUGUAGAGAAGCUUGGAGAUUAUCUGAUUACUUGCGGGUACUAGAAAUAAUCCAUAAUAAUAAAAGUAAUAAUAUAAUAAUUAUAAUAAAAACAUUAAAGCCGUAACAAAUAUCUUCUAUAAAAUCUAUUUUGGAAUAAUUUCAUAUGAAAAAAUAAAGUCAAAGUAACAAAAACA
This is a messenger RNA of Anastrepha obliqua, 844 nucleotides long. It is a transcript of the gene chic, whose product is annotated as profilin. The record is from RefSeq and is a predicted model, not a curated record. Lineage: Eukaryota; Metazoa; Arthropoda; Insecta; Diptera; Tephritidae. The transcript has 4 exons. Gene Ontology annotation, molecular function: actin monomer binding. Gene Ontology annotation, cellular component: cell cortex. The coding region runs from base 332 to 712 and encodes 126 amino acids.